AUGGACUUUGUCAGAGUAUCUCCGCAAAACAGGCCAUGGCUUGUCCAAUUCAGAUCCUCGGAAUCAUUUACGGUUUUUGUUGUGACGAUUGCAAUUUUAACGGAUAGUUUGAUGUAUAACUUGAUUGUGCCCGUGAUGCCGAAAGCCUUGGUUGUUGACAUUGGAGUGAAAGAGCAACAUGUACAGAAAUGGGUGUCGCUCAUGCAGGGAGCGUAUGGUGGCGCCCUACUCUCAGCCGCUCUUCCUUUGGGAUUUUUUGCCGACAGAUACCACUCUCGAAAGCUUCCAUUCAUCCUCGGACUGCUCGGCCUGGCUCUUUCGACUGGUCUUUUCAUGAUUGCGAAGUCACCAAUCGUGCUGGUAGUUGCCAGAGGACUCCAAGGCCUGUCAGCUGCAACGCCGUUCGUUGUAGGUCUUGCUCUCAUUGCGAACACGGUAGGACCCAACCGUCUUGGGGAGGCCAUGGGCCAUGCUACAGCUGGUAUGACAUUGGGAUCUCUGAUUGGACCAAUCAUUGGUGGUCUUUCAUAUGACAAUUUUGGCUACAAGGGCACAUUUUAUAUUCCAAUUGGACUUAUUUGUCUGGACAUGCUGCUCCGACUCGCUAUCUUAGAACAUUCCGAUGCCACUCACUCAAGCCCGGAACCAACCUCCAGCUCCCUAGACCCCGAAAGCCAGGCCUAUAAUACCUUUCCGGCCUCUUCAUCACAUGCAAACCCAGAAGAAAACACGAGGGCUCCUUUGCUUGCCCAAUCUUUGCCUCAUAAAAGUCUGAACGACGUGUCCAACUUGAGUCCACUGCUGUUUCUCCUCGGUUUGCCUCGUCUCCAGUGUGGAAUAUUUGGAUGCAUUGUUAUUUGCUCAAUCCUGUCAGCUUUGGAAGCGACUCUUCCUUUGUAUGUGAUGGAGAUAUUCCACUGGACAGCCACUCGAAGCGGCCUCAUUUUUCUGCCCAUGACAUUGCCGAGUCUCGGAGGAUCUCUUGUCGGAAAGAUAAUGGACAAGUUCGGUGCCCGGAUUCCUACUGCGAUUGCUUUCUUGACCUCAGCAGUGGCUCUGGGUUGCCUCCGCUUCGUCACGGUGGAUAAUUCUUCGAACCAUUGGUUACUUGUUGGGCUUCUGAUCGUGUUCGGAUUCACUUGCUUGGGUGUCCAAAUAGGUUUGAUGACCGAAAUCUUCCGAGUAAUUUCAGAAACAGAAGAGAGCCAUCCUCAAGUUUUCGGGGGCUCGAGUGCUAUAUCUCAAGGAUACGGUCUCUAUACCAUGGCUAGUGCCGCGGGAUUGCUCAUCGGGCCGCUCCUUGGAGGAUCCCUGAAGAACGCUAUCGGCUGGGGCGGAUUGACCUUGUCUCUAACAAGUGUUUGCACUCUGGCUGCAGUUCUGAUCCUUCGCCUUAACGGUCAGACCAGCCACCGUGAAUGA
Messenger RNA from Penicillium longicatenatum, 1422 nucleotides. Its product is annotated as MFS transporter. The record is from RefSeq and is a predicted model, not a curated record. The transcript has 7 exons. The coding region runs from base 1 to 1422 and encodes 473 amino acids. Gene Ontology annotation, biological process: transmembrane transport. NCBI's taxonomy places the organism in Eukaryota, Fungi, Ascomycota, Eurotiomycetes, Eurotiales, Aspergillaceae. Gene Ontology annotation, molecular function: transmembrane transporter activity.